AUCAUGGCAAAGACACAGAGAAAUCGAUCGAUCUGGCUGUUGGAAAAGGAAAUAGAGCUGCUGCAUGGGAGCUUGGCCUUAAUGAGUCGAUGAUAAGACGUUGGAAACAGCAGCGUGGGGAACUGACUCAGUGCAAAAAUACAACAAAAGCUUUCAGAGGGAAGAAAAGCAGAUGGCCCAAAGUAUUUGCAGCCACUCGACAUCAGUGUAAAUCGUGCAUUUAAGGUGGCGCUCCGCUUGGAUGACAAGUGGGGAGAAAUCCUUCACUAAAGCAUGCGAAGAGCAAUUUAUGGUCAAGUCUGCCAGUGGGUCCUGACAGCGUGGAACAUUGUCAAAAAAUCCACUAUCAUCAACGGAUUUCGAAAGGCUGGACUUGCUGCGUGUUGAAGGGGCAGCAUGAGCUCAGCGGGGAAUUUGCCUCCGGAUGAAAGUGACGAGAGCGACAAUGAAAACGAUCCAACAUCAGAUGAAGCAAUUCUGAGGCUAUUCAACUCCGACACCGAAGGCGAUGACUUCAAUGGUUUCUGUGCACAGGAGGAGGAAGAUACUGACCAAUGACUUUCUUGGGGUCGCAGCAUCUCUCUCAGCCAUGGUGGAGGGUGAAGCUGUUUGUGUGGGAGCCUGUCCUGUUUGGGACGUGGGACGGAGUCUUUACUACCUGUAUGAUCAACAUCUUUGGUGUGGUGUUGUUCCUCCGCACUGGGUGGCUGGUGGGGAACCUAGGUGUAUUGCUAGGUAUGCUCCUGGUAUCUGUGGUGGUUAUCGUUGCCCUGGUAACAGUGAUGUCAGGCAUCGGCGUCUGCGAGCGCUGUGGGGUCGGUAAUGGUGGAGUUUACUCCAUGAUCUCUACUGUCCUGGGAGGAAGAGUAGGUGGGACCGUGGGGCUCCUGUAUGUUUUCGGCCAGUGUGUGGCUGGAGCCAUGUAUAUCACAGGGUUCUCAGAGUCUAUUGCUCAGCUCCUGAGCCUGCAGAGUGAGUGGGCCGUUAGAGGGAUGUCUGUGGCUGUCCUGCUCGGCCUUUUGGGUAUUAACCUGGCCGGGGUCAAAUGGAUCAUCCGUCUCCAGCUGAUACUACUGGCCGUGCUGGCUGUCUCAACGCUGGACUUCGUUAUCGGGACGUUUUCCCACCUCGACCCAGAGCAUGGCUUCGUAGGGUACUCCGAGGAGCUGCUACGUAAGAACACUCUACCAGACUACACGACAGGAGAAGGAUUCUUCACUGUGUUUGGAGUGUUCUUCCCCGCUGCUACAGGUGUGAUGGCAGGCUUCAACAUGAGCUCAGAUCUGCAGAGACCGGAACACAACAUCCCUGUGGGAACACUGGCUGCCGUCUGUACCUCAUGGUUCCUGUAUCUGGUCUUUGUGUUCCUGCUGGGAGCCAUCUGCACCAGAGAGGCACUGCACUUCGACUUCUUAAUAGCAGAAAAGGUCUCCUUGGUGGGUUUCUUGUUUCUCCUGGGCCUCUACAUCUCCUCGCUGGCCUCCUGCAUGGGCGGUCUGUACGGGGCACCCAGGAUCCUCCAGGUCAUCGCCCAGGAGAGGGUCAUCCCAGCCCUCGCCUUCCUGGCACAAGGGAAAGGUCCUAAUAAGACUCCGGUGGCGGCCAUAGUCCUGACUAGCCUGCUGACCAUGGCUUUCAUCUUCAUCGGACAGGUCAACAUCCUAGCCCCCAUCGUCACCAUCAACUUUAUGCUCACCUACAGCUUCAUUGACUACUCCUACUUCAGCGUGGCGAUGACCUAUAACCUCCAGCCCAGAGAGAAGAGGGUUGGUCCUGCCAAGAGGCCUGGGACUGGAGCCUCAUCCUUCACAAACCAUACAUCCAAGCCCCUCAUGACCACCACCCACCAGGGUUAUGGUACAGAGGGGGAUGUUGCGAGCCCAGGGAAGGGGACUCUGUUAGAGUUUACUAGGGAUAUGGACCAGAUCUUUCCCCUGCCCAAUGGUGGUGAACAGGAGGAGACAGAAAAGGACAAGGCCACAGAGAAGGUUUCCAUGCCAGGCCUGAGAGGCAGGAUCAGGAGGGUGAAAGCCCCUGCCAAGAAGAUUCUGAUGGACAGCUUUGGGCUAGACCUUAACAGCAAUGCCUUCUCUAGUGAGGGAGAUGGAGGGGUUGAUCCGGCUCCCCCAGGUCUAGGAGAGUGUAUCUUCCCCCAGGAAAGACCUGGAGAGCCCAGCCCAGACCCGGAGGAAGUGAUACAGGACAAGACCCUUCUUCCCGUUUGUAACCCCAUAGAGCUUGACCCUCCAGGGUCACAGAGAGAAAACACUGGUUCUGACUGUAAACCAGACUACCAGGGAUCAGAAAUCCAACCGAUGCCUGAUUCCUUCUAUGCCAAAUUCUGCAACCACUGGAUUGCACUGAUUGGUGCAUUAUGUUCCAUCCUGAUCAUGUUUGUCAUUCAGUGGGUCUACGCCUUGGCCAAUAUAAUAGUCGCCUUGGUCCUCUUCCUCUACAUUGGAAAAGCAAGCCCUGGACUUCCAAUAGGAGUGGCAUCUCGUUUCAGCUUUUUCAGAUGGAUUAGGACAACCCUGAGCAACCUAGGAAGGGGUGAGCUUCCUCGGGACCAGAUUAUCGUGACACCCUCUCUGUCAGGAGUCGGCAUGGAAACUAGGCAGCUGACAGAGGAAAACCUGGACUUUGCCUCUCGGGACCGCUACCACCAGUCUUCCUUUAUCGAACCAGACAGGAUGGCGCACCUACAACUUAAAUAAUCACCACAACUCUGGAUGGCUGGUCCCAUCACAGACCAUAGUAGCCUGGUCCAAUAUUUGUUUGAGCUGUCUUGCCAACUUGUUACAAUGACCAAAGGAGUUAGCAAAACAGCACAAAAUGAUCUGGGACCAGGCUGAAGUAAUGUCUCAUUCUAGAAUUUAUAGACAGAUUAUAAACAGUCAAGAUGAAAUCAGUAGUCCUACUCUAUGACAUCUGGAUUUGUACAGGUCUCUGUGACUGUAGCAAUGCAUUACAUGUUUUAGCAAUACAUUCCUCUCAAUGAUGUGCUCAAAUGGUUCUUCUCUAUUUAUUGUGUCCAUUAUCAUUGAAUAUAUAAACAAUACAUGUUAUUUUCUUCCAAUCUAUGUUUGACCUCUGAUUAAAAUGUCUGGCAUCAUC
Messenger RNA from Oncorhynchus keta (chum salmon), 3114 nucleotides. RefSeq names its product solute carrier family 12 member 8 (gene slc12a8). The transcript is spliced from 15 exons. The coding region runs from base 555 to 2714 and encodes 719 amino acids. Gene Ontology annotation, biological process: potassium ion homeostasis; potassium ion import across plasma membrane; chloride ion homeostasis. Gene Ontology annotation, cellular component: membrane. Lineage: Eukaryota; Metazoa; Chordata; Actinopteri; Salmoniformes; Salmonidae. Gene Ontology annotation, molecular function: potassium:chloride symporter activity. The record is from RefSeq and is a predicted model, not a curated record.